This is a messenger RNA of Empidonax traillii (willow flycatcher), 3070 nucleotides long. It is a transcript of the gene SINHCAF, whose product is annotated as SIN3-HDAC complex associated factor. Bases 39 to 707 code for a protein of 222 amino acids. The transcript is spliced from 6 exons. The record is from RefSeq and is a predicted model, not a curated record. Lineage: Eukaryota; Metazoa; Chordata; Aves; Passeriformes; Tyrannidae. Gene Ontology annotation, biological process: negative regulation of cell migration.
ACCUCCUUUGGCACACAGGCUGCUGCUGGGAAGAAAAGAUGUUUGGCUUUCACAAACCGAAGAUGUAUCGCAGUAUAGAGGGCUGCUGUAUUUGCAGAGCUAAGUCUUCCAGUUCCCGUUUCACUGACAGCAAACGUUAUGAAAAGGAUUUCCAGAAUUGUUUUGGGCUCCAUGAGGCCCGUUCAGGAGAUAUUUGCAAUGCCUGUGUUCUUUUGGUGAAAAGAUGGAAAAAAUUACCAGCAGGAUCCAAAAAAAACUGGAAUCACGUGGUAGAUGCCAGGGCUGGACCCAGUCUUAAAACAACUUUGAAACCAAAGAAAAUGAAAACUCUGUCUGGAAGCAGAAUAAAGAGCAAUCAAAUCAGCAAACUGCAAAAGGAAUUCAAGCGGCACAAUUCUGAUGCCCACAGCACGACUUCCAGUGCCUCCCCGGCUCAGUCACCCUGUUACAGUAACCAGUCUGACGAUGGCUCUGACACGGAGAUGAGCGCUGGGUCCAGCAGAACACCAGUUUUCUCCUUUUUAGAUCUCACAUAUUGGAAAAGGCAAAAGGUCUGCUGUGGAAUUAUUUACAAAGGUCGUUUUGGGGAAGUCCUCAUAGACACUCAUCUCUUCAAACCUUGCUGUAGCAAUAAAAAGUCUGCCACUGAAAAGCCGGAACAAGAAGGACCACAGUCUCCAGCAAUCUCCACCCAAGAGGAGUGGUGACUUCCUUGGAUAGCUGCAGAAGGUUACACAGAUCCUCUUAUUCUCUGGAAAAAUACUAGAAAAGUGACUGUUCACUUUGGACACCUGCUAUGCUGCCAAAAGACUAUUCCCUAGAACUGUUUUGGGUUUUACUGCUACAAUUCCACAAACUCUGAAGCCAGUUUGUAUCCUUUCAGAAAGACUGUACAUAAUAUUUAAGAUGCUGUGGAACACUUGGCAAAGCUGAAUGCUGCUGCAAGGUUGUCUAAUCUUCCCCCCACACUCACUUCACAAGUGAACAUGAGGAUGGGGUUUUAUAUAUUAAAGUAUAUGUAGUUCAUGUUUCUGUAAUUGAAAGAAGCAGUGGUUGUAAGGCUUUUUUUUUUUCUUUAAAAGUUGAUUGGUAAACUCCCUUAAAUCCCCGAGAAAAUAUUUCAUUCUUAGACAUGUAUGAGUCAAUAAGAUGAACUAAUACAUAGAAAUGUUAUAAGUCACCUCUCUAGUUAUAUAAAUAUAUAUUUUUAAAGGUGUGGAGAUUUCACCCUGUACUACUGAUGUAACAAAGACAAAUAUUUCGUCCCUCCUUUGUGGCACAGACUGGUAAACUGCAGACAUCUCUACUGUGAGUGGUAGCUUGCUGAGAAGGCCUCUAACAUACAGUCCUCCUCAGAAGGGGUGGGAGAGCUCUCCACCUUAGCUGAGGAGGAACAUAGCAAAAUGGGAGGUUACUUUGUUUUAAGCCAUCACCAGACACCCCGGGCGUGGUGUAGUAACCAGCUGGUGGUUAGAGGUGGACCAAGAAACAUCUUGAUGCCUACAUUAGGUGUAAAUGAUGGCCAAAACCAAGUAACUCCUCUCAGUUGGCCCAGUGCAGCUGAAAUGUGACCACAAACAAGACUCCUCCUGGUUUUGGACCUGACAUAGAACCAAACCCCUCGCUAAGCAAAUCAGGCUCUGGUCCAGGGACAUAAUCUGAUUGCAGCCUGGGGUCUGGAUUCACAGUUGCUGUUUUGAAACCCUUCCCCUGCAGUGCUUCUCUGUGUUUGGGUUUUGUUUUUUCUGUUUGUUAGUUUAAGCAGCUGCCAGAUCAACGCUUUUGUGAAUUUGAAAAGUUCUGUUAAGAAUGGUGCUGUGCUGAAUCAAGGCAGAGCUCUGUUUGCAUUCGUGAUCAAAAGAUAAUACUUUCUACAUAGAUUCCCAGAGAAGCUCAUGUGCAAAUCAUUGUGACACUCCUUCAAGCUCCCCUUUGCCUUUGUGGGGUGGAAGCAGCUUCCUGGAAGAUUGUGCUGCCGUUUUAGUUCCCAAUUGCUUCAUGUUCCUUUUAUGAAGGUUUAACUUGUGUGAGUUGGGAAUUCUGCUUUUUGUUUCUUUGGUUUUUUCCUGGUUUUGGGGGGAGGGUUUUUUUUUCUUCUUACAAUUACUCUUUUGGGAUAUCCUGCAAUGGAUUGCUACGUGGUGUGAUUCUUUGGAGCUGUGCUGCACAGGGCCAGGAGUUGGAGUCGAUGAUCCUGAUGGGUCCCUUCCAACUCAGCAUAUUCUAUGAUUUUAAGCUUUCCCUUUUGUGAGAGUCAUCAGCAUAAUACUGUGGUGGGUAGGGUUUAGGACUGGAUUUCCAUGUAGUCUCCAUUCCUGAAGUGGGAAUACUUAGCAAAUGAAAAUAUAGAUAGGGAAAGAUAUGCAGGUUUUAAGAGGAGCCUCUGUCCUCAAAGCUUUUUUUCUUUCUUUCUUUUUUCCUCUCCUUCUGUUGGGUAAUCCAACCUCUGGAGAGAAAGAAAAAUCAGGGGAAACAGGGCUUUGACUUAUCACAGCCUUACAGCUUAGAGCUUUCAUUGGACUUAUUUUGCUUUUCCUAAACUCUGGAGGUUCUGAAGGGAGGACAGAGCUGCUUACCUUGCUUUCAUCCUCAAUGAAAUAGAAUCAUUUGGGUUGGAGAAGACCUAAGAUCAUCGAGUCCAGCCAUAGAUAUAAUGGACACUUGGUUGUGUAAAAGCAUAACUAGGUUGAUCAUGUCCAAUAAGGGCUUGAGCAAGAGUCCUUGCUAGUUUUGCAGACACCUGUUUCAUAUGAAUUUGUGUUUUCAGCAUCAGUAAUUCUGUACACCUAAGGCUGCAGUAUUGGUGGUCGGAUGUGCUCUGAUACGAAUCAUCUCUUCUGUAUUUAUUUAUUUAUUUCUAGAUUUCAACCACCAACUGCUUCCCCUACUCCUUCCCACCUCUUCCAUUCCUGGUAGUAAUGCAAAAUGAACUGUAUGUAGUCAUGCACUUUGUAUUAAUGUAUUAGAAAUCUAUGGAACCUGUUUUGUACUUUUAUACUGUUCAGACACUUGUAAUCCAACCUUUUUUUUACUAGGGUAAUGAAUAAAUUUAGACUUAUUUAGAAAAUAA